AUGAAUCCCCCUAAUUUUUAUGGUACUAAGGUGGAGGAGGACCCACAAGGGUUUAUUGAUGAAGUGUUCAAAGUUCUUGAUUAUAUGGGUGUUUCUUCUCAAGAAAAGGCGGAAGUAUCCGCCUAUCAACUUAAAGAUGUGGCUCAAGUUUGGUAUGAGCAAUGGAAGGAUGAGAGUCCGGCUAUGCUGAUUCUUAGCAUGAAUAUCUCUCUUCUCAUGGUUCAUGCCGAACAAAUUGACAAGAUAAAGCUUAAGCAAGUUGGUAGGGACUUGAUGAAGGCAAGAACCGAAGAUGGAAAUUCUUCCCAGACCAAAUUUAAGGGGCAUGACAAACAAAGGUCGAAAAAGAGGUUUUCCAACCAAGGCCCUCCUAAUUCUCCAAGGGUCAAAAAGAUUAAGAGAUUGCCCUUUGAUGAAGACUCAGGGAAGGGAAAAUACUCAAUCUCAAGCAAUUGCUCCAAAAAGGAUGCUCCUAAGAAGAAUAACUUUUAUGUUCUUCAAUCCCAAGGUGAUCAAGAAAGCUCACUGGACGUGGUUACCGAUAAGGGUUUUAGUCAACCAAGCAUAUCUCCAUGGGGUUCCCCGGGAUUGUUUUUGAAGAAAAAGGAUGGGUCUUUGAGAAUGUGUAUCGACUACCGUGAAUAUAACAAAGUCACUAUAAAGAACAAGUACCAGCUCCCUAAGGUUUAUGUCUUGUUUGAUCAACUCCAAGGAGCGAGUUACUCUCCAAAGAUUGACUUGAGGUCGGGUUAUCAUGAACUUAGAGUGAGGGAGGCUGAUAUUUUGAAAUGGCAUUCUGAAAAAGAUAUGGUCACUUUGAACUCCUAG
Molecule: messenger RNA, 828 nt
Organism: Solanum pennellii
Lineage: Eukaryota; Viridiplantae; Streptophyta; Magnoliopsida; Solanales; Solanaceae
Exons: 4
Coding region: 1-828 (275 amino acids)
Source: RefSeq, a predicted model, not a curated record